Molecule: messenger RNA, 450 nt
Organism: Aspergillus chevalieri
Lineage: Eukaryota; Fungi; Ascomycota; Eurotiomycetes; Eurotiales; Aspergillaceae
Gene: UBC13
Product: E2 ubiquitin-conjugating protein UBC13
Exons: 4
Coding region: 1-450 (149 amino acids)
Biological process (GO): protein K63-linked ubiquitination; DNA damage tolerance
Cellular component (GO): nucleus
Molecular function (GO): ubiquitin conjugating enzyme activity
Source: RefSeq, a predicted model, not a curated record
AUGGCGUUGCCAAAGAGAAUCGUGAAGGAGACCGAGCGUCUUAUGGCAGAGCCGGUCCCUGGUAUCAACGCCGUGCCUCACGAAGAGAACCUGAGAUACUUUGACGUUUCGAUUCACGGACCCGUACAGUCUCCCUAUGAGGGUGGCAUUUUCCGCCUCGAACUGUUCCUGCCGGAUGAUUACCCCAUGACUCCUCCCAAGAUCCGAUUCUUGACCAAGAUCUACCACCCCAACAUCGACCGCCUUGGACGUAUCUGCUUGGAUGUCUUGAAGAACAACUGGUCGCCUGCUCUACAAAUCCGCACAAUCUUGCUCUCGAUCCAAGCCUUGCUUGGUGCACCGAACCCGGACGACCCUCUCGCCAAUGACGUUGCUCAGCGCUGGAAGGAGGAUGAACCAGCUGCUAUUCAGACUGCAAAGGAGUGGACGAGAACACAUGCUAUGACUUAA